AUGCAUACAUCCGGAACUACAGGAACACCCAAGCCUAUCGUAAUACCACAAGGUGUUAUCACAAGUCUAGAUGCCUCUCAAAAGGCUAUUUCACUUUAUGGUGUUGCCACAACAUCCGAUUAUUGGCGAGGCUUACGGUGCUUCUUAGCGUUCCCACUAUUUCAUAGCGGGACUGCUCUGUACUUCAAACAGAUAGCGGUGCUUCCACCGCCUAUCCCAUUGACCGCAGAGUUAGCAAAUGAGGUUCAUAUACAUGGUAAAGUGCAGGUCUCGGAUCUUCCCCCUGCCGUGUUAGUGGAAAUAUCGAAGUUCCCUGAGUAUUUAAAGAACCUUCGUCCUGUCAAAUAUAUCAUGACUGGAGGUGGCCCAUUACCCAAUGGCCCUGGAGAUAUCAUCAAUUCUCAUACUCAAUUGUUUGCGGGGUUUGGGUCAACAGAGACAGGACAUAUUCAAGCGGCUUUACCACCUGAAGAGAAUUGGGACUACUUUGACUUUUCUACAUCAUUUGGUGUUGAAAUGCGGCAUUGCUCAGGCGAAAUCUAUGAGCUUGUGAUUGUUCGUGAUCCAUCGAUAGAAGCAUAUCAGGGCAUUUUCUAUACAUUUCCAGAUCUUUCAGAAUACAAAACUCGGGAUCUAUUUUCCAAGCACCCUAACAAGCAUAAUCUCUGGCGCCAUGAAGGUCGUUCUGAUGAUAUUAUCGUCUACUCUACAGGGGAGAAGUUCAAUCCAAUUAGCAUGGAAAAUGCUUUGAACUCUCAUCCUAAGGUUAGAUCUGCCAUAGUUUAUGGUACUGAGAAAUUCCAGUCGUCCGUGCUGAUUGAACCAACCAAUCCCGAGGGCUCCAAGGAUGUCCUAUUAGAUGCAUUAUGGCCAACAAUAAAGACUGCAAAUAUUACUUGUCCCGCGCAUGCGCGGAUAAUGAGCAAGGACUUCGUCGCAUUCACCAAACCUGAUAAACCAUUUCCCAGAGCUGGGAAAGGUACAGUACAACGAAGACAAGUCGAAAAAUUAUAUGAAACAGAGCUCAAUAGUCUUUAUGAAACAAGUAUCAAUGGACAGGUAUUCAACAAGGAAAAUAUAAACGAGAUGAGCUCUUUGGAUAAGGGGGCGAGCUUUGACGUACAAGGUACCAUCAUUAGAACCAUUUCGAAUUUUCAAGGAUUCGAAAACUUCUCUGCGUCUGAAAAUUUCUUUGAGCAUAGGCUGGACUCUCUAGGCGUGAUCUCAUUAACAAGGGCAGUGAAUUCGGCGUUCGAAUCACAAGAUCCUCCACGGGAUUUGAUACGCGAGUCAAUGAUAUAUGCAUAUCCAAGUCCAGAAAAACUAGCACGCGCCCUCUCAAAUUCUGCCAAAGACAAAAAUGAAAAUUUUGCUGAAAUACAGGAAGAAUAUGAACGUUUCGUUUCUGACUUGCCUAUUAUUGCUAGGCCAUCAGCACCAGUCACUGGACCCAAAAGGAAAGAUACCGAGAAACGUCAGCUAAAUUCCAGCUCGUCUACGGGCCUUUCAACAGAUUUUAGCCGUGUCCAGUUUCUCAGCAUGGCUACUGGUGUUACGGAAGGAUGGCUAGGUAUAAAGCUUGACCAAUACAAGGAGCUACUCAAUGAAGUAACGCACAUCAUCCACAAUGCUUGGCAAGUUGACUUCAACUUGUCUUUUAGCCAAAUGGGUGCAACGCAUAUUCGUCGUGUUCGUCAGUUGAUUGAUUUCUCCGCUCACUCAAGAUUUGGUGCUUCCAUUCACUUCAUCUCCAGUAUUAGCACUGUUGGAAAUUGGGACCUCAAUGGAUCAAAUACACCCAGCUCCUCCGGCUAUUUUACGCCAUCGCAAUCAGAAACGGAACCCAUGUUAAUGCAACCCCGUGUUCCGAAGAUUCUGUACGAGGAUUGGUCGCUGCCACAAGGCUUGGGUUAUGGCCAACCAAAAUUUGUUGCAGAGCGGCUGAUUACUACUGCCUGUAAGAUUGCCAAUAUUCCUGCUUCGAUCUACCGAGUGGGUCAAAUUGCCGGUCCAAAAAGCAGAAGUGGAAAGUGGAACGAACAGGAACGGUUUCCCUUGAUUUUAAAGUCUUCCACGUAUCUGAAGGUUUUACCUUCGUCGUUGGGUCCAUUGGAAGCUGUUGACUGGAUCCCCGUUGAUAUACUUGGGAAAGUCGUUUACGAACUUGUAACAUCUUCCAAUCACGAUAUACUGGAGACGGAUUCAACAAUCGAGUCCUUUUCUGGAUCACCCGGAGUCUACCAUCUCGUGAAUCUUAAACGAACAACAUAUUCAGAUGUUAUUCUUCCUCGACUACAAUCGAUUCUAGACCUUCCCACUAUACCCUUCGAAGAAUGGGUACAGCGUCUAUGUGAUAGUGCAGCGAAUAUGCAGGAUAUAGAUAUAAAUGAUAAUCCAGCAGUAAAAAUACGUGGGUUCUAUGAGGGUCUAGUCGAAAAACAGAAGAAAGGUAGGUCACAGGUCUGGCUUGAUACGGAGAAGGCCGUGGAAGGAAGCGCAACCUUGAAGAGUAUGGAUCCGAUCGACGGAAAUUGUGUAAAUAACUGGAUGAGGCAAUGGGGAUACGUUUGCAAUGAGCAUGGAGAAUAG
This is a messenger RNA of Botrytis deweyae, 2589 nucleotides long. RefSeq lists its product as uncharacterized. The record is from RefSeq and is a predicted model, not a curated record. The transcript has 4 exons. Lineage: Eukaryota; Fungi; Ascomycota; Leotiomycetes; Helotiales; Sclerotiniaceae. Bases 1 to 2589 code for a protein of 862 amino acids.